UGAGCCGGCGCGGGACCGUGCGGGGGCGGGGCGAGGCGGCGCGAGCGGCAGCGCGCUCAGUUUCCGCCGACCCACCCCGGAAAUCCUGUGUCACCGGGCGUCGGAGGCGUAAGAAGUGCUUCCUGGAGAGCAAAGGAGGUCACACAUCAUGUGACGGCCGUUUGCAGAGGACCCUGUCUCUGAGGUUGUCCCUGAAGUGACAGCAGAGAGAACCCGGGCAUUCCCGGGAGCAGAAACCCAGGCGUGGAGAUUGAUCCUGCGGGAGAAGGGGGUUCAUCAUGGCGGAUAUGGAGAUGCAGAGGCACAAAAAGAUCAAGUAACUUGACCAAGGUUACACAGUGGUGAAGUCAAGAGACCAGCGCAGACAGUCUGGCUCCAAAGUCUAUACUCUUAUCCACCACACUAAAUGGACCUAAAGAGAUUCCUGUAUAAAAAAUUACCAAGUGUUGAAGGACUCCAUGCUAUUGUUGUGUCCGAUAGAGAUGGAGUACCUGUUAUUAAAGUGGCCAAUGAUAAUGCUCCAGAGCAUGCUUUGAGACCUGGUUUCUUAUCUACCUUUGCCCUUGCAACGGACCAAGGCAGCAAACUUGGACUCUCAAAAAACAAAAGUAUUAUCUGUUACUAUAACACUUACCAGGUGGUUCAGUUUAAUCGUUUACCUUUAGUGGUGAGUUUCAUAGCCAGCAGCAAUGCCAAUACAGGACUAAUUGUCAGCCUAGAAAAGGAACUUGCUCCAUUAUUUGAAGAAUUAAGACAAGUUGUGGAAGUUUCUUAAUCUGACUGUGGUCUCGAUGUGUAUCUUCAUUAUACCAGACACAGUAUCAAUUUAGCAAUCUCUAGACCACAGUAGUACUUGUAUCUGUAUACUCAAGAAAGGGCCUGCUUUUCCAUCUUAUACUAAAGAAAGAGCCUGUAGAUAUAAUUUCUGGACAGAUUGAUUGGUAAAGUUCCUUGUUUAUGGUCUUUUCUUUAUUUAGUGAGAUCUGGGAAUACCACAAAAAUGGUUCAGUCUAUCACAGCUCCCAUGGAGUUAAUUCAGUCACCAGGUAUGGAUGAGGUUCUCUUCAGUGGAUCAGAAUCCAAAUGGUACAUUGAUCUACUUGAACCAUUAAGUGCUCCCUAUUGUAAAAUAUACCUAGGCCUGCAAAAUGAAGCAGACCCUUUUUAUUGUGAAUAAUAUUGAGGACAUAUUUUUCUUCAUAUUAUGUUUUAUUUCUUUGCAUUGAAUGUGAGGAAAAUAAAAUGGCUUAGCAAAAAGUAAUAAAAUCAGUACAAUCACUAACUUUCCUAUAUAUUAUUUUACAGUAUAGAUGACUAUUACUAAUUGAUUUGAUUCUUCUCAGAGGGUGCUGUUCUUUACCUAAAAUUCAAAUUAUAGCUAAUGAUUUCCCUCCACUCUACUGUCUAUAACCAAUCAAUCAGUGUUACAAUGUUCUUUAUAAAAUUUAGAUAUGAUUCAUUAUCAAGCUGUUUCCAAUAUUGGUAUGUAUGUAAACGUGAUAAUACAGCCUUUUUUCAUACAUGAGUAUAAAUAAAAUAGUAUUUUUAAAAGUAUAGUUUGAGCACUACAUAGGUCUUUUUUUUCCCCAGACUUCUUUCUUUGAAAAGUUUACAGAACAUAAUUAAUUCACUUUUUCAGCCACAUGAGUAAGUAAUAAGUGUUCCAUGUAGAUAUUAGUUUGGAGACUGUUUCACCUAGCGUAAAUUGUCAGUUAGAAAAUAAACUCAUCCAUGAGCAUAAUAUUCAGGAAUGCAAUCCAUUAUUUGAGGUUGUAGGUGCUUUGACAAUCAGAGCUUGUCACUGGUAGUUGAGAACACAUUUAUUAAGCACUUACUGUGUGCUGUGUACUACAGCCACCACAUUGCACAUUUCUAAGGGGGCACUAUUCACAUCCUGUCUGUGCUCUGGGAGCUGCCUUUCACAUGAAAUCUAUGUGAAUGGUAUCCUUGUAUCCCUGGAGUUGUGCAUUGAGGCAGUUGGCGAGGCACUGUACUUUUUUCCUUUUUUUUUUUGAGAUAUAAAACAUAAUAAAUGGUGGUAUCUUCCUUUAAAGAGCCUACAGUUCAGUAAAGGAAACAGAUACAAAAAGUGCUG
This is a messenger RNA of Trichechus manatus latirostris (Florida manatee), 2095 nucleotides long. RefSeq names its product late endosomal/lysosomal adaptor, MAPK and MTOR activator 3 (gene LAMTOR3). The record is from RefSeq and is a predicted model, not a curated record. Bases 407 to 775 code for a protein of 122 amino acids. Gene Ontology annotation, biological process: positive regulation of TOR signaling; cellular response to amino acid stimulus. Gene Ontology annotation, cellular component: Ragulator complex. NCBI's taxonomy places the organism in Eukaryota, Metazoa, Chordata, Mammalia, Sirenia, Trichechidae. The transcript is spliced from 8 exons.